This is a messenger RNA of Hyalella azteca, 1375 nucleotides long. RefSeq names its product lymphocyte antigen 75. Gene Ontology annotation, cellular component: external side of plasma membrane. Gene Ontology annotation, molecular function: carbohydrate binding. Lineage: Eukaryota; Metazoa; Arthropoda; Malacostraca; Amphipoda; Hyalellidae. Bases 57 to 956 code for a protein of 299 amino acids. The record is from RefSeq and is a predicted model, not a curated record. The transcript has 8 exons. Gene Ontology annotation, biological process: biological process involved in interspecies interaction between organisms.
CCAAGGUUGUGUUGGAGAAGUACAACAAUCAAGUGUAAUAAUUCUCACUGACGGCAAUGUGGCAAACUCGUCUUGCCACGGCAUCACUUCUGCUGAUAUCAGCAUACGCAUUGAAUUGUCCGGCGAAUUACGAUGACAUCGGUAGCGGUUGCGUGUAUGCCCCUGACGAGCAGUUGACCGCGCUUGAGGCCCAGGUUCUGUGUCAUGAUUUUCAAGGGGAACUCGCCACCCUCGACCGCUGCGACAUCUUCACGGACGCCGUGCACUACCUCGAAGAAACAGGUGGGAUGAACGAUAGUUUCUGGAUCGGUGGAACGUACUCAGUGACCCGAGAUGAAUGGCAGUGGAGGGACGGUUCUGUUAUAGCCAUGGGGGCACCAUUCUGGGGAACGGCUGAUGGAGGCACGUGGGAGCCUUUUGGAGGUAACUGCACUGGGAUUUUCUAUGGAGAUAACCCCUACAUGGGGGCGUAUACUUGCGACGCGGAGUUUCAUCACAUCUGUGAGGGACCAUCAACUGCAGAGGGUCGUUGCAACCUCCCCUUCACGCCGGUGGGCAGUCAGUGCCUGAGCUUUGAAAACGCAACGCAACAGUCCUGGCAGAUCUCGAGGAAUAUCUGCCAGGUAGAUGGAGGCGACCUUGUCACCUUCGACGACUGCGAGCAGUUCAGCAUUGUGGCUAACUACAUACUUGAGCAUGAUUUACAGUACAUAGACCGGUACUGGGUGGGUGGCUACCUUGAAACUUGGGACACGGAGGACUGGUUCUGGCUCGAUGGUUCCUCUAUCCCUAUGGGAGUUCCGCUGUGGGGGCAGUUCUACGUUGGAGAAUUGCUCCCCGACAACCCGACAGUCGAGCGGUGUCUGGAACUCGGUUAUGAAUAUCGGCAUCGGUUCAACGAUCUUGACUGCCUAGAGUUGCGCCGGCCGCUCUGCAUGACAUCGCCAGUUGAAUGAUGUUGUAAAAGUAGGAAGAUAAAAUUCUAAAAUUCCCGUGGCAGAAUCAUAUUUAAUAAGUUGAAUCAUUCAGAGCAAGAACAUUCACAGGUAUAUAAAGUCGUGCAAAAGAGAUCACAUGAAAAAAUAUCAUAAUCUGAAUUUAAAUCUGGCCGUCAUUAUUUGAACAUAUAUGAAAUAGAAUGUAGAUGAUGUAAGCUGAAAUAAGUAUUUACCCGUAAUUUCACGUAUCGAAAACAUAUAUUUUGUCGUGCUACGCCUAACGCUUCAUUUGUGAGCUCUUUUGUCGUUCACUCAGGGAUUUUUUUGUUUGCUUGAAUCUAGACAGCGAUUAUAAUUUGCUACAAGAUCAAUUUCAGAGGAAAUUAUUAUUGUAAAUAACGAAAUUUGUACAUAGUAAAACCAAUUUCGCAUAUGAU